This is a messenger RNA of Symbiodinium natans, 1344 nucleotides long. Lineage: Eukaryota; Dinophyceae; Suessiales; Symbiodiniaceae. The record is from the annotation of a GenBank genome assembly.
AUGGCGCAGAAUCUUUUCGAGACCACCUUGGACAAGGUGUCCGGCGCUGGAGCCGAGCAGAUGAAGGUGCCCGUGAGACGCCUGUGUUACUCCACGAAGCCGAUCGUGGCAAAAACGGGCAAGAAGUUCUGCAAGUUAGCGGGGAAGAUGGUAGAUUUGGCUGGCAACUCUCUCUACUAUGAGUUUCUAGGCAACGACGAGAAGGACGUCAUGGCCAAGGCGAAAGACCUCAUGUCGUCGGAAUUCGUCGUGUUGACGAAGCUGAAGCUGCAGAAAAGUCCGUUCUGGGCUGGACACUACGCAAACUUCAGCGACAAAGGUUCGCGAACGGGCUUCCAUCCACAGCCGGCAGGACACGCGACGUCCAUGAACCUCCAGCGCAUCUAUCCGGAGUCCACGAUCAAGUUCGCGCAGUGUGCGCGGCGGCAGGUGACUGCUGACAUACGCCAACACAGGGGGCCUGCUCUGCGGAUGGACUGGGUGGAGCAAGAGCUGCAGCUCUUUUUGUGCUGGCGAAACUUGUUGCGUCAUGGGGUGCUGGCGCCAGUGGCCCUGGCGUCGUGCAGCGACGAAGGCGACCGCGAAGUGGUUCCAUCAGAGGAGCAUCCGACCACCAUGUUUGAUCCUGGCACCUGGGCCACGGCGUACCCCGAUCUGUUUCCGUACGCAGACGGCGUGCCUUUUCUGACUCGGCAGACCAAGGUCUCUGUGCUGGAGGUGUUUCAGUACCUUCUCUGCCGGGACGAACUGAGCUACACCCUGCCAGGGGAAGCCAGUUACGAGCCGCCGCAGCGUGCAAGAUGGUCCGCGUCAGCUUCAUUUCUGCCGGUGUGCUACGAUGUGCAGCGUCGCUUACAGCUGCUGCGCAAGAGCAAGGCGCACGUCCAGCGCAAGGGCUACAGCGAGCAUUGCAACGUCAUUGCUUCCGUUGAGCCCGAAGCCUUGCUGAAAGCCAUCGCUUUGAAGGGCGAAAAGGCAGACAUCCGGGCCAUCAUGCAGAGCCCGGAAGUCGACCCGGCCCUGAAGAGAGCUCUCGGCGACGUCCUGAUGACCACGGGCGACAUCGUCGGCAUGGAAGGGCAUCGGUCUCAGCUGCGACACCGCGGUCACGCCGCAGGGUGGCAUUUCGGCAGCUCCACUCUGUUCGUCACGCCGAAUUUGGCAGACACCCGUGCGUCCUUGCUGCUUCAGCUGAACGACAAGGCCUACGCCUUGGGCAUGGACUGGAAUGCUGAAACGCCCGACUUGCUGGUCAACUGUUGGGGCGAUACUUUUGUGACAGCGCACCGCGGUCUAUGUGUGUGCCCUGGCUGCGUCCGUGCCCCGGGCUGUUGCGCGGAUUGA